Messenger RNA from Solanum verrucosum, 1017 nucleotides. Its product is annotated as protein CHAPERONE-LIKE PROTEIN OF POR1, chloroplastic. NCBI's taxonomy places the organism in Eukaryota, Viridiplantae, Streptophyta, Magnoliopsida, Solanales, Solanaceae. The transcript is spliced from 4 exons. The record is from RefSeq and is a predicted model, not a curated record. Bases 66 to 878 code for a protein of 270 amino acids. Gene Ontology annotation, cellular component: chloroplast membrane.
GAUUUCUUCUGACUCAAAUUAUUUGCAGUUUCUCAGUUCGUCAACAAAUACUAAGGUGGGCUACAAUGGCAACAUCAGGAGUAGCUGCUAGUCCCAUAAAAUACUGUCUCCAGUUACCUGUACAAUGUCCACGGUUGCGUGAGAAGAGAGUUUCAGUUUCUAACUUCGGGAGAUCAAGAAGUCAUUGUACUGUUUCUACACAGAAGUAUCACCCAAGAAGAAUGCCUUUAGUGAAGUGUGCAAUGGAAGCUUCUUUUGGUGGUUCUACAGAUGACUCUGCUGCUAUCUUUCCGAGAAUCAAUGUGAAGGACCCAUACAAACGACUUGGAAUUAAUAAGGAAGCUUCCGAGGAUGAAAUCCAAGCUGCCAGGAACUUCCUAAUACAAAGAUAUGCGGGUCAUAAACCAAGUGUGGAUGCAAUUGAAGCUGCCCAUGAUAAAAUAAUAAUGCAGAAAUUCUAUGAUAGAAAGAACCCAAAAGUUGAUAUUAAAAAGAAAGUCAGGGAAAUGAAACAAUCUCGCGUUGUGCAGGCUGUCACUAGCAGGUUUAGGACACCAGCUACAAAGUUCAUCGUGAAAACUUCCAUUGCUUUCAUAGUCCUUGGAGCUCUCACAGUUCUGUUUCCUACUGAAGAAGGUCCAACCCUUCAAGUUGCCAUUUCCCUGAUCACUGCCAUAUAUUUCAUUCAUGAUCGGUUAAAGAACAAACUUCGAGCUUUUCUAUACGGAGCUGGUGCUUUUAUUUUCUCUUGGCUUCUAGGGACAUUCUUGAUGGUGUCUGUGGUUCCUCCCAUAUUUAAAGUGCCAAGGAGUUUGGAGGUGACAACUUCAUUGAUUACGUAUGUACUUUUGUGGGUUUCUUCCACGUAUCUCAUAUAAAACGGUUUCAUCAUCUCAAUUUUGUUAGAGAAGUGCCAAGAUUGUUGGUUGUAACCGCAUGUAUUGCUAAGAUCUAGUGAGAUUUUUGAUUCAAGAAAUUGUAGAUUUAUGAAAUGAAACGUUCUUCUUUGCUUAGAAA